Messenger RNA from Diabrotica virgifera virgifera (western corn rootworm), 1689 nucleotides. Its product is annotated as P-granule-associated novel protein 1-like. Gene Ontology annotation, molecular function: protein binding. Bases 135 to 1058 code for a protein of 307 amino acids. The record is from RefSeq and is a predicted model, not a curated record. The transcript has 2 exons. NCBI's taxonomy places the organism in Eukaryota, Metazoa, Arthropoda, Insecta, Coleoptera, Chrysomelidae. Gene Ontology annotation, cellular component: extracellular matrix.
AUUAAAGUUCAGAGGUUACUACUUGAGAUAAAAUAAUUCGUAUACAAUAUUUUGCUGAUAAGCUCUGAUCCGGUGUAUCAAAUGUUUGGUAUAUAUAUUCAAAAAAAUAUUUCAAAAACCAAAUUUUCAUCAAAAUGACUUGUAAGAAUCAGUACAUCAUAAUUCCUUUAUUGGUACUUGUUGUAUCGCACUCCAACUGUAUGUCACCAGGAUGCAACUGGAUGGAAAACGAGGAAGAAUGGCAAUGCAAUUCGAUAUCCCUUCAGUCUCCCGAUCCGGAAUUAGCAAAAUUAAAUCCAACUGAAGUUCUUAGUCUAUGUUUAUAUAAAGUUUAUGGAAAUAUUAAUCCAGACUUGUUCACAAAUUUAACUAGUUUAAAGGUACUCUUAUUAUUAGAAACGGAAUUUAAAACUUUUAAAUUUAAGUCAAAUACACUUCAAAGUUUGCAGUUAAUACGAAACAAAUUUCCCAGAGGAUCAAAUAUUAAAAAUUGUUGUUAUAAAUUAGAAAAACUAACACUAAAAAAUAAUACUGGUAUUAGUCUCAAACACGAAGUGCUAUCUAGUUUUAAAAGACUGCGCAGUUUAGAUUUAAUAUUACAAAAAGUGAAACACAUAAAUAAACAUAUAUUCAAGGGCCUGACCAAGUUAAAGAAACUUUCAAUAGUGAACUGUUCAACAGAAACUAUAGCCGAAGAUGCCUUUAGAGACCUUUCUCACCUCCAGGAGCUCUACAUAGAAGAUAACAGCUUGAGACACAUACAUCCAAAAGCAUUCGAACCACUAAAACAGUUAACUUCGCUUAGUAUUUACAGUAACAGAUUACCCCCGUUACCACUUACUACUUUUAGUGAGCAAAAGAGGUUAACUCAAAUUGGUUUACCUACGAAUACGUGGAAAUCCAUAACUGUUGAAGACGUGCCAUAUAUGUUUCCCCGGCUAAAUUUUUUUUCUUACAUGGGUGGAUGGAAAACAGAAGAAGACAAAAUAAAUACCAAGUCAAAUGUUUUCACGAAAUUGACAAAGCUGUUACUGAAAAGGGAUGAAAAUAUAAACUAAAUAAUAGUUAAUUCAGUAUUAAUAGUAAUAGAGUAAAAACAGAGGCUUAUGCUUUUUGUGAUAGUGAGAUAAGUAACAAUAAUGGAAAGUACAAAAAAUAUAAUAGUUAUUUAUGAUAUAAGUGUUAAAAGUACACGUUUAAGGCACGCAUGUGAAAGUUUGCAGAAUGAGCGAUAGCGAGUUCUGCAAUUCACAUGAGUGCCUUUAAAAUGUACUUUUUAACACGCAUAUCAUACAAUAUUUUUUCUACAAACGUAAUUUCAGGACAAUAUCUACAAAGACUUUUACUUGAACUUGACUGACAUUCCAAUUUUAUAUUUUUUUGACAUUACAUCAAAAUUGCAUAUACGGUCAAUACGAACUGCAGUGCCUUAAAGUAGCAUUCUUAACGUUCGUAUGGAGUGCUAAAAAUUGCAUUUUUAACACGGUUGUAGAAAAAAUAGCUUUAAAAAGCUUGAGACUAACAAAUAAAAUCAUUAAAUUAAGUUACCUAUCGAUAUAUUAUAAUUUGUACCUAUUUUAUAAUUUAAAUUAUUUUUAGUUUUAAAGUCCUAUUUAUUUUUUAUAUUAGCUUGUUUUCUUUUUGAAUUUUGUAUAAUACCUACUAUUUUAUAAAAAAAUUUUAAUUUGA